AUGGAUCUGGGCUUACUGUGCCUGGGUCUCACCCUGAUGGGGGCCCUGCAGAUCCAAGCCAUGUACAUUCCUCCAGCCUUGAUCCCUGCACCACCUCUAAGCUCAGUGCCCCUGCAGGAGGACUUCCACGAAGACCAGUUCCAGGGGAAGUGGUUUGGCAUAGGCAUUGCUGGGAACUCAAUUUGGAAAGGAAAUGCAAGCAGUGACUAUUUCAUGUACAGCGACACCUACCAGCUGAUGGAUGACCACAGCUACAAUGUCACCAUGCUCAUACUCAGGGAUGAUGAAUGUAUACAGUGGAACCAAAAACUUGUCCCAUCUGUUGAGCCUGGCCAGUUCUCGCUGGACAAUGAGACACUUUCUGACGGAUUGGACAUCUACACCGUGAGAAUAGUAGCCACUGACUACAAUCAGUUUGCCUUGAUGUAUGCCAUGAUAAAGUUUGAAGACAUGGUGUACUUCCAGACCAAACUCAAUGGGAGAACCAAGGAGCUGAACUCUGAGGUGAAGCAGCGCUUCAUUGAAUUUUCUAAGUCUCUCAGCCUCAGUGAUGACAACAUUGUCUUCUUUGAGCCCACCGGUGCCUCCUGUACUCCACCCCUGUUCUUUCAGUAA
Chinchilla lanigera (long-tailed chinchilla) is the source of this 615-nucleotide messenger RNA. Its product is annotated as neutrophil gelatinase-associated lipocalin-like. The transcript is spliced from 6 exons. Gene Ontology annotation, molecular function: small molecule binding. NCBI's taxonomy places the organism in Eukaryota, Metazoa, Chordata, Mammalia, Rodentia, Chinchillidae. The record is from RefSeq and is a predicted model, not a curated record. Bases 1 to 615 code for a protein of 204 amino acids.